AUGGUCCUUUUCAACCUGAGCAGUGACAACCUAGGACCCUUCAUUCUGGUGGGGAUCCCAGGCCUGGAGCAUGCCCAUGUGUGGAUUGGGAUUCCCUUCUGUAUCAUCUAUAUUGUAGCCAUUGUGGGAAACUGCAUCCUUCUCUACCUAAUCUUGGUGGAGCGCAGCCUUCACAAACCCAUGUUCUUCUUUCUCUCCAUGCUGGCCAUGACUGACCUCACCUUGUCCACAGCUGGUGUUCCUAAAACACUCAGUAUCUUUUGGCUUGGGGCUCGAGAAAUCACAUUCCCAGGUUUUGGUUCUUGCAUGGCUCAAAUGUUCUUUAUCCACUUCUUCACUGUCAUGGAAUCUGGGGUCCUGCUGGUUAUGAGUUUUGACCGCUAUGUGGCCAUCUGUAACCCUCUGCGCUACACCACUAUGCUCACAGAUUCCCAUGUUGUAUGCAUGGGCUUGUGGGCCAUCAUCCGCAGCUUCUGUAUGAUUUUCCCACUGCCUUUCCUUCUGAAGAGGUUGCCCUUCUGCAAGGCGAAUGUACUGUCCCAUGCCUACUGCCUUCAUUCAGAUCUCAUCCACCUUCCCUGUGGUGACGUCACCAUCAACAAUAUUUUCGGUCUCAUCAUUGUCAUGUCUACCUUCGUUCUGGACUCUGCACUCAUUCUCUUCUCGUAUGUGCUCAUCCUGCGCUCUGUUCUUGCCUUUGCAUCUCGGGAGGAGCGGUUAAAGACACUCAACACGUGUGUGUCACAUCUGUGUGCUGUGCUUAUCUUCUACGUGCCCAAGAUUGCUGUGUCCAUGACUGCCCGUUUUGGUAGGCACGUCCCCCGAUUGGUGUACACAGUCAUGUCCCUCAUUUUUCUCUUUGUGCCUCCCAUGCUCAACCCUGUCAUCUAUUCAAUCAAAACCAAACAGAUUAGAUGGAGGCUUGGGAGAAUGCUAGUGGGAAACAAAUUUUAA
Molecule: messenger RNA, 954 nt
Organism: Rangifer tarandus platyrhynchus (Svalbard reindeer)
Lineage: Eukaryota; Metazoa; Chordata; Mammalia; Artiodactyla; Cervidae
Source: the annotation of a GenBank genome assembly